Eriocheir sinensis (Chinese mitten crab) is the source of this 1517-nucleotide messenger RNA. Its product is annotated as putative nuclease HARBI1. Lineage: Eukaryota; Metazoa; Arthropoda; Malacostraca; Decapoda; Varunidae. The record is from RefSeq and is a predicted model, not a curated record. Bases 62 to 1264 code for a protein of 400 amino acids. The transcript has 2 exons.
CGCUACCUGCAACUGCGCUCUUCAAGAGGCCCUUUGGUGCAGUGUUGCGGCAGCUGCUGCCAUGAAGUUGAAGAAGAAGAAGAGGAGGAAACGUUGGUGCAAGGAAUGGAUCUCCAGACGUAGCGAAAGAGGAAGUUUUGCACAGAUCUUCUCUGAGCUUGAAAGUGAAUGCCCCGAGGACUUUGAAAACUAUACCAGAAUGCCUAUACCUGCAUUCUAUAAUUUGCUCACCAAAACUGAACCUUAUAUUAGGAAGGAGGAUAACCAGCUUCGUCAGAGUAUCUCUCCCGGAGCUCGUCUGGAGGCCACCCUUCGCUUCCUUGCUGCUGGGGGAUCAUAUACAAACCUUCAGUAUUCAUCAAGAAUAUCCAACCAGAGCCUGAGCUGCAUCAUUCCCGAGACCUGCGACGCCAUAUACCAAGUGCUUAGAGAAGAGUAUAUGAAGGUUCCAACAACGCCGGAUGAAUGGAGGACCAUUGCAAACGGGUUUGAGAAGUGGAACUUCCCUCACUGUAUAGGAGCUGUGGACGGCAAACACGUACUGAUACGAGCUCCUAGCAACCAAGGGUCCUACUUCUUUAACUACAAGGGCUCUCACAGCAUCGUCCUCAUGGCCGUAGUUAAUGCUAACUACGAGUUCAUAUACGUGGACGUUGGAGCCAAUGGACGAGUUUCUGAUGGGGGUGUGUGGGCCAACACUACUCUUUCCCGUCAUCUGGAGGAAGGUACAGCUGGUCUUCCUGAGCCUGACCAAGUACAAGGGAGCCAGAGAACUCUUCCAUAUGUCUUUGUGGGAGAUGACGCUUUUCCCUUGAAGCAGUACCUCAUGAAGCCUUACCCAAAUAAAAACCAAGAUGAGGAACAACGAAUUUUCUCCUACAGGCUUUCCCGUGCUCGCCGCAUCGUUGAAAAUGCGUUCGGCAUUAUGGCUAGCAGGUUCAGGAUCCUGCAGAGCGCCAUACAGCUAAUGCCGGAUAAAGUGGUAAAGAUUGUUUUAGCCUGUACAGCACUCCACAACUACCUGCGGAAGAACCACGAGGCGUUUUACACUCCAGUGGGAAGCCUGGACAGAGAAAACAUCACGGAUGGCACGAUAACUCCAGGCUCAUGGCGGGACUGCGAACAACUUUUACCCUUGGAAAGACUUCGCAGAAACACUACAAAUGAUGCCAAGAACAUCAGAAAAGACUUUGCCACAUACUUCAGCAACGAAGGUGCAGUGCCUUGGCAGAGGAGAGUGUGUGGUCUGGAAGAACUACAGUGAGGUGCAGUGCCUUGGCAGACAAGGGUGUGUGGUUUGGAGGAACUUCAGUGACGAAGGUGCAGUGCCUUGGCAGACAAGGGUGUGUGGUUUGGAGGAACUUCAGUGACGAAGGUGCAGUACCUUGGCAGACCUAAUGCUAUAUUUUAAAGUGCACACACACACACACACACACACACACACACACACACACACACACACACACCUUGUACAACUAUUUGCCACACCUCAUGUCAUGUAUUAUUUAUACCUGUUU